AUGAGAACAAUUGAUUUUAAACCAAAUGAAGAAAAUAUCAAAUUAAGAAGAAAUAUAGUGCCAUUUAAUACCAAUGAUACUAAAAUGAACAUUGAACCAAUAUCAUUUAAGCUUUAUUCAGUGGAAAAAGAGAUUAUUCACAAAUCAAAUGAGAAGUUUGAUGUCGAUCAAAGAUAUAUAGAAACUUCAUUUGAUUUAAAAAAUGCUUAUCAUGUAAUAAAGGUAACUAAUAUUCCAAUAUCAGUUGAUAGACCUAGAUUUGAGGGAAUAGUAACAGAUAAUUGUAAAGGUAUAAAGUAUAUUUCAUCAAAUAUAGCAUUUGAUAAAACAACAAACAAAUCAAGAGGAAUUGGUUUUAUUGAAUGUUCAACUUCUGAUGAUGCUAAAGAAAUAGCUAAAGAGUUAAGAAAGGUUGUAAUUGAUUCAAUGAAAUUGAAUGCUGAGAUUCUUAAAAAAUAA
Molecule: messenger RNA, 459 nt
Organism: Hepatospora eriocheir
Lineage: Eukaryota; Fungi; Microsporidia; Hepatosporidae
Source: the annotation of a GenBank genome assembly